GGCGUGGCCGUGGUGGUCAUCGACUCCCCGAAGACCGUCAACGCCAUCACCCAGGUCAUGCUCCUAUCGCUCGCGAAAGCCUUUCGAGAUCUCAGAGUCGAUCGUUCGGUCCGAGCAGCGGUGCUCACCGCCACGGGCCGUCGCGCGUUCAGCACCGGCAUCGACCUCGGCGACGCCGAGCGGGUGUUCAAGAUGGACGAGAGUCGUCUGGACGACGACAUCGUGCACCAGAUGGAGCUCUGCCCUUUUCCCAUCAUCGGCGCCGUCAACGGCGUCGCCAUCAACGCCGGGUUCGAGUUGGCGCUCGCGUGCGACGUGCUCCUCGCGUCGCCCCGCGCGUCGUUCAGGGACACGCACGCCGCGUUCGGCAUCCUCCCGAGCUGGGGGUUGAGCCAGAAGCUGCCGAGGAUCGUCGGCGCGAACGUCGCGAGGAUGACGAGUCUCACCGCCGCGCCCCUGACGGCGACGGAUGCGCGCCGAUGCGGCCUCGUCAACGCCAUCGUGCACGAAGCGCACGACGCGCACGACAUGCGAGACGUC
Micromonas commoda is the source of this 540-nucleotide messenger RNA. RefSeq lists its product with no specific name. The transcript has a single exon. Gene Ontology annotation, cellular component: peroxisome. The annotation marks the transcript as partial. The record is from RefSeq and is a predicted model, not a curated record. Lineage: Eukaryota; Viridiplantae; Chlorophyta; Mamiellophyceae; Mamiellales; Mamiellaceae.